Molecule: messenger RNA, 792 nt
Organism: Trichomonas vaginalis G3
Lineage: Eukaryota; Parabasalia; Trichomonadida; Trichomonadidae
Product: keratin-associated protein family
Exons: 1
Coding region: 1-792 (263 amino acids)
Source: RefSeq, a predicted model, not a curated record
AUGAACAUUGAAGGUCAUGCCAGAAACUUUGAAGCAUACGAACUACCAGCAAUGUUAGAUAAGAAAGCCGACAAAACUUAUGUAGAUGAAAAUUAUGCAAAGAAGUCGGAAGUAAAUGCUGCGCUUAAUGGAAAAGCCGACAAGAACCAUACACAUGAAGAAUUUCAAACAAUCAAGAUUAAAGAAAUUAAGGCAUGCAUCGAAAUAGUAACAAAAACAGGAAGAAACGGUGCAACUGUACAAGAACAAAGAAUUUAUCCUCCUACUUUUCCUAAUGGUUUAAUAACAAACAAUAUAAAUAUUGUAGGAGGCAAUAAAGCUAUAAACGUUAAACAUGAACUUCUAACAAUGAAGGCCCAGAUUCUUCAAACCAUAUAUCCUGUUGGUUCUAUUUAUACGUCAAUGAAUUCAACAAAUCCAGCAACAGUUUUAGGUUUUGGUACGUGGAAGCAGAUUGUAGAUAAAUUCUUAUACUGUGCUAACUAUUCAAAGCAAACAGGAGGUUCGAAGAAAAUUAAAGAAGCAAACUUACCUGCGCACACUCAUACAGGAACGACAAACUUUUCUGGCGACCAUAGCCACUCAUUAAGAGACCACCCAUUAUACAACUCAGAAUAUAGAGAUGGCAAUGAUGUUUUAUCUCCAUCUUAUAACAAUGCAGCAAAAAAGAUUUUGCGACCAACUGAACCAGGAGGAAAUCAUGUCCAUACUUUCACAACAAAUCCAACAGGCUCGGGUGCAGAUUAUAUGCCACCAUUUGUGACUAUAUUCGCAUGGUACCGCGUUCAAUGA